Molecule: messenger RNA, 924 nt
Organism: Sycon ciliatum
Lineage: Eukaryota; Metazoa; Porifera; Calcarea; Leucosolenida; Sycettidae
Product: heterogeneous nuclear ribonucleoprotein M-like
Exons: 3
Coding region: 167-442 (91 amino acids)
Molecular function (GO): nucleic acid binding
Source: RefSeq, a predicted model, not a curated record
ACGUUUUUAUUUUGUGUUCUGGUGUUUGAUUUCCCCGGUAAAUAUACUCGUACGAGUCGUAGUGCAUUGGUAUAAUAUUAUGGUUUUGUAGUCGAUACCAUUUCUCUUAGAUAGUAGCAAAUUCAUUCAGAAAGCCGGGGACGUUUUUUGGUAGACCAAGUGUGUAAUGUCGCACGUUGGUUCUUCAAGCCGCCACCGUUCCGACAUCAACAUGAGCUUGGACGAUGUGCCACUACGUGACUCAACAUCUGACCGACACUCUCCCUAUGGUGGUCCUACCUCAGGCGAAGACAGCGUCAGAGGUCGCAGGAUAUUCGUGAGCCAUAUUCCAUUUCGCUACAACUGGCGCGACCUGAGAGAUGAAGUGAAAAAGCAGGGAUUUGACGUCAUAUUCUGUGAGCUGUUUCUGGAAGAAAACGGAAAAUCCAAGGGAUGUGGGUAAGUACGCACCACCAUACAGUGCAUUGUCUGUACAAUAGUUUGUUUCCUAGCUAUUGGUGUUUCACUUCUGUAUCCUUCUCGCUUGUUGUUCAACAACAUCCCUUGUGCCUGCACGCACAUGUACUCUUAUGUGUGCUUGGAAAAUGAGUGUUGACUCUUUGCCUGGGAGCCCUUCGGUGUUGUUGAGUUGUGGCGUCAGCCGUCCUUGAACCGCAUGGUGUCCUGUCAAAGCACGCAUACUCCUGGUUCCAGUCCUUUCGGCGAGCAAUGUUGCUGUGAGAUGCACGGUCGUGCUGAGUUGGUGUGACUUAGGCGAACUCUGCUCGACCUGGUGUUCUAGAUCUUGCUUCUGUACGGUCAUGUUGAGGACUGACGCACCAUAUGGUUCAUGUUACAAAUGUUGUCAUGCAUUCUCCUGCAACAGACGCAGGUUAAUGGCUUGUUGAUACAGCUGAUUUGCCGAAUUUUGGGGUUGUUGCCAGU